Aphis gossypii (cotton aphid) is the source of this 1572-nucleotide messenger RNA. RefSeq lists its product as uncharacterized. Bases 1 to 1572 code for a protein of 523 amino acids. The transcript has a single exon. The record is from RefSeq and is a predicted model, not a curated record. NCBI's taxonomy places the organism in Eukaryota, Metazoa, Arthropoda, Insecta, Hemiptera, Aphididae.
AUGGGUAAUCCAUUAGGAUCCCAUUCAGGAGUACACAAAAUUGGUUGUGUAUACUAUACAGUCCCUGCUAUACCUCCAGAAUAUUUAUCAUCGCUGGAAAAUAUUUUUAUUGCAUAUUUAUUUCAUUCUGAAGAUCGAGGAAUCCAGAAAGUUAAUAACCAUAUUAUGUUUAAUGCUCUUAUUAAGGAACUUAUAGAUUUACAUGAAAAUGGUAUUUCUGUAACUGUAAACCUUAAUACCUAUCAGAUUUAUUUUGCCUUAGGCCUAAUGUUAGGAGACAAUUUAGGGUUGAAUUCAAUUUUAGGCUUCACUGAAAGUUACUCGGCCAAUCAUUAUUGUCGUAUAUGUCGUUCCCAUAAAUCUGAACUUCAAAAAAUGAUAUUUGAAUCCAAUGAAUCGCUUAGAAAUCCAGCCAAUUACCAAGUAGAUGUUAGUCUAGCUAAUUAUUCUGAAACGGGAAUAAAAGAAUGUUGUAUAUUUAAUCAGAUUCCCAGCUAUCAUGUUGCAGUCAAUUCUAUUUGUGAUUUUAUGCAUGAUGUAGUAGAGGGUGUUGCUCGUUAUGAUAUGGCUCUUAUUAUUAAAAAACUCAUAGAUUCAAAAUAUAUUACUCUAGAAGUUUUAAAUACCCGAAUAGAACUAUUUAAUUAUGGGACAAAUGAAAAGAGAAACACACCGCCAAAAAUAAAUCUUAAUAAUUUAAUUAACGGAAAUGUUAUUAUGUCUGCCUCAGAAAUGUUGUGCCUUCUGAAGUAUUUUGCACUUAUUAUUGGUGAUUUAGUACCCAGGGACACCGAGGUCUGGCGCUUGUAUAUUUUACUUCGCAAAAUAGUAGAUCUAUGCUGUGCUAGACAAAUACAACCUGAAUGUUCUGUUUUAUUGAAUUCAUUGGUGGCAGAACAUAAUUCUCUAUAUUUAAUAAUAUCUAAAAGUCACUUGAAGCCUAAAUAUCAUUUCAUGACACACUAUGGUCAGUUAUUACUUAAAAAUGGACCAAUUAUUUUGACGUCUAGUAUAAGAUUUGAAGCAAAACACAAAGUUUUAAAAGCUUAUGCUAAUUCUAUUGCUUGUCGAAUUAAUUUAGGCCAUACCUUAUCAUAUAAACUACAAUUACAAAUGACUAGUCGGUUUUUGACCUGUAGAGGUUUAAAACCAGAUUUAAAACUUCCAAAUAAGUCUUGUUCUGAUAUAAAUUCUAUUUAUACUGUGUUCCCAUUUGUUAAUUUACCAGUAGAGUUAAAGUAUAAUUCGCUAUCUCCAUCUUGGUUAAAGUAUAAAGGAUUGUUCUAUAAAACGGGUAUGGUAGUGGUCUUAAAAGUUAAUUUGGAAAUGUACUUAUUCGGUGAAAUAUGUGGGAUGAUCAUAGGUAAAAGUAGAAUCCCAUAUUUUAUUAUUAAACCAAUGUGUACUCUUGGUUUUGAUACACAUUUUUAUGCAUUUGAAAUAGAAAAAAAUUCAAGUUCUAGUUCAGAACUUACUGGAUGUUAUAUUACUAAUUUGCCUGAUCCCACUCCCACCAUUACUAGAGUUCUAGCUAAUGGUAAAAUAUAUGUCGCACUAAAAUAUGCUUUGUAA